Messenger RNA from Darwinula stevensoni, 1462 nucleotides. Lineage: Eukaryota; Metazoa; Arthropoda; Ostracoda; Podocopida; Darwinulidae. The record is from the annotation of a GenBank genome assembly.
UUUAAAAAAACUCAGCAAAAAAAAUGUUUUCUGGGACCAUGCGCCCUGAUGGCAGGACGCAUUUUUUUACAAAAAAAAUGCGCAUGGUCCCACGCGGCGGACAAGCAAAAAUAGGCUGGUCAUCAACGUGUUAAUUCCAUCUUCCAGGCUUGCCUCUGCCCACAUGGAAGCCUAAAUAUCAAGUAAUCCCUCAGCUUGAUGGAGUUGUCUGUGAAUGGUGCAAUUGCUUCUUUGAUGGGUAACCCGAAUUUGGCACACCUCAGGAUGGGAUCAUUGGUGUCUCUGAUAUUGAUGCAGUCCUCAUCUCAAAUUACCUAUAUAUGCUUGCCCUCCCAUUUGUGACAGAGAACCCAGGAUUCAGGAGUGCUGUGUAUGCUGUAGAACCUACUCUACAGAUGGGAAGGUUAUUCAUGGAGGAGAUCCAGGAGUAUCUUGAAGGCAGCAAUGACAAAGAUGGAUCAUGGAAGGAUUUUGUUCAUCUCCUCCCACUUCCAUUCAAUCAGAUGGGAUUCCAGCCCAUAAUGGCCCAUUGCCUGACACUGUGCGAGCGAUCUCAGCUGGCCUCCUGUUACAAAGUGCGGCAGUCCAUGGUACAGGUGCAGGGAUGGUGGCGGAAUGUUCACGGACCUCGUGCUUCAGUGGAUGCCAAGACCAUCAGGAACUGCCAUUCCAAGCUGAUGAAUACGGGAUCUGUGGUAGAUACUCGCAAAAGUGGUCGUCCCUCGACAUCCAGGCACUAUCGGCGGAAGACUGAUCGUCGGAUGGAGUAUGGGGAGAUCAUGCUUGCUUGGUUUGCAGACUGGCCCCAGUUGUUUAACAACAUUGUUUGGAGUGACGAAGCCGUGUUUCAUGUGGGGGGAUUUGUGAACCGCCACAGUUGUCACUACUGGGCACGAGAGGAUCCUGGGGCCACUGUUGAAAAGAUGCAAAAUCGCCCUAAGGUCACAGUGUGGUGCAGCUUGACAUCCAACCAGGUUGUGGACCCAUUCCUUAUUCGGGACACUGCAGACAAUUUCUACCAUUCUACGGUUGGGAAAGGGAAGCAUGGUUGGGAAGCUGGGGGAUUGGACCCUCAGUUGGCGAAAGACCUCAAGAUGUGUCAGGUGAAACUUGGCAUUCAAGUUGCCACCAUAUCAGCACUCCUUGAUGCUCUACCACAGAAGCUGGGUGAGGAUUUGAUGGGUUCCAUGGUGGCCGGGAUGAACAAGAAGCCAACGUUCUAUCCAUGGGGUCCCUUGGACAUCACAUCCCUUGAAAGCGAGGAUAUUGUGAUCCAGAUCGUGGAGAAGCGGAUGCACAUCUGCGAGGACGACGCUCGGCUCGACCUUCGAGCGAAGUUGAAGCGGAUCAUCACGAGCUCGCGCAACAAAAUCUGAUCUCUCGCGGACAAAAAAUUUCAUAUAUUUCCCAAACACAGAAAAUCGUGUUUCAUUCCAGGCACAGGGGGUGGAGCGGGGAAGGG